This is a messenger RNA of Ornithodoros turicata, 737 nucleotides long. Its product is annotated as tissue factor pathway inhibitor-like. The coding region runs from base 206 to 646 and encodes 146 amino acids. The record is from RefSeq and is a predicted model, not a curated record. The transcript is spliced from 8 exons. Gene Ontology annotation, molecular function: serine-type endopeptidase inhibitor activity. NCBI's taxonomy places the organism in Eukaryota, Metazoa, Arthropoda, Arachnida, Ixodida, Argasidae.
UUCCCUUCCAGCUUCCGCGAAAGGUACAUCGGGCUGCUGUACGUCCGGGCUUGUGGGAUGUCGUUCAACAGUAUUCGCAACACCGGAUAACACGUUGUGUAUUGGGUGCGUGUUCGCUUGGUAACUCCUGAUCUGACAACAAAUGAUGCCUUCAUGGUCUGUGAUGUCAAUUGCAAUGGUUCCAGAGAAACACAAGUGAGGAACAAUGAAGUGUGUGCUGUCGUUCCUGGUCGCAAUAUGCGUUGCGGUCCAGACGUCCGUAGCCUAUGAAUACAGCUACAUUGACCAGCUGCGCAUGGCACGCACGCACGCUGACGGAGGUGACGCGACAGAAAUCUGUCGCCUUCCCAAGGAUGUAGGCCCAUGUAAAGGAUACUUCCCCAAGUAUUAUUUUGAUGUGGAUCAAGGUCAAUGCAAGGAGUUCAUCUACGGCGGUUGCUAUGGAAACCUCAAUAACUUCGACACGUACAACGAAUGUAAGAAGACCUGCGGAGGUAUCUCUGGAGAGCACGAGAUCCACCAGAGAAGUUCUGUCUUUGAUGCCCCUAUCUCUGAUAACCCCGAAAGAGGCUGGUUCGACCCGCCAAAGAAGAUUCCAAUUGGAAAUGGUCUGUGUGCUUAUCUACAAAUAAUAAUACCGUGUUAGCAGAAGAGUCUGCAACGGUAGGUGUGCUAGCUACUUUUUGUCUCCCCCUCUGUAACAACAACAUAAAUAAAUGAAUGGAUGAUGAUGAUGA